AUGUUCGUUGAUGUCGGGCCUCUCUCUUCCCUCGUCAAUCACCGCUUGUCGUUUUGCUUGUCAUCUUCGCGCUUCUCUUCAUCGAUUCUACAACCACACUACCGCGAAUGCACAUCACGAUGCCGAAAAGAACAGCGAUGCCCACAACAAUUGAACCAACGUUUUGGGCAGGCAGCCAUGUUUUCGAAAUUUAGCACGUGGGCGACUAUUCGAAUCGCCCAACCUGAAGCCGGCGAAAUCUCACAGAGAAUGGCCACUCGCCGCCACCCAACUCGGAACAAUCGUCAUUCGGGAACGAACAUCGGCUAUCUUCUCUUUUCUCGACUUCGUCACGAGGUAUCUCUUUUGGCAACAACUUGGCUGGCGGUGAAAUAUUCAAAAGAAACAGAUCUGGUUCUCGUCGACGGUUUUUCAUGGUGUCGAUUGUUGGGUGACCGAAUGGAUCGAUUAUUUUUAUGUGAUUUCGCCGACAUCUGUGUGUCAUCAAGUGGAUGUCCUCUACACAUUACCGUUGACCACGAAAAAAACGUUUUUAGGGCCAUCACAUGUUCGUUGAUGUCGGGCCUCUCUCUUCCCUCGUCAAUGACCGCUUGUCGUUUUGCUUGUCGUCUUCGCGUUUCUCUUCAUCGAUUCGACAUAGUGGGUCACUCGGGUAUUGGCACCCACACUACCGCGAAUGCACUUGACGAUUCCGAAGAGAACACCGAUGCCCACAACGCAUGUGGGCGAUCAUUCGAAUCACCCAACCUGGCAACUGGCCGGCGAAAUUUCACAGAGAAUGGCCGCUCGCCGCCACCCAACUCGAGGCAAUCGUCAUUCAGGACUCUUUUGGCAACAACUUGGCUGGCGAUCAAAUAUACAAAAGAAACGGAUCUGGUGGGGAUACGGCGUUGUCGAAAUGAUUGCUGGGUUCUCGUCGACGAUUUUUCAUUGUGUCGAUUGUUUGGUGACCGAGCGGAUCGACGAUUUUCCACACUGCCGCGAAUGCACUUCACGAUGCCGAAAAGUACACAAUGGUCCAUAACGAUUGAGCGAGCCCGUUUGGAGCAGGCAGCCAUGUUUUUGAUGCAAAUACGAUUGCAUAGAAUGGCCGCUCACCGCGACCCAACUCGGGGCCAUCGUCAUUCAGGAACCAACAUCGGCUAUCUUCUCUUUUCUCAACUUCGUCACGACGUACAUUUGGCAACAACUUGGCUGGCGAUCAAAUAUACAAAAGAAACGAAUCUGGUGGGGAUACAGUGUUGUCGGAAUGAUUGCUUGGUUCUCGUCGACGAUUUUUCAUUGUGUCGAUUGUUCGGUGACCGAGUGGAUCGACUAUUUUUAUGUGAUUUCGCCGACAUCUGUGUGGCA
Mesorhabditis belari is the source of this 1350-nucleotide messenger RNA. The record is from the annotation of a GenBank genome assembly. Lineage: Eukaryota; Metazoa; Nematoda; Chromadorea; Rhabditida; Rhabditidae.